CGUCGGGGCUCUGUGAACCCUCCGCCACCGCGGCGUCUUCAGCAAGAGCCGGGACGUACCCGCCUGCCACCGCCCGGGAGCGACUGCUGAGGAGAGCGGGCGGAGACUCCAUUUCCCAGCAUGCUAGGAGGCACUGCGCGGCCCUGCCGGGCGGGGGAACAGGGCGUACGGCGGCCGGGAGGGCGGCGGCCGCGGCGGGAUGGAGUCGGUGGUCUUCAUCUUCUCGCUCAUUGACUGCUGUGCCCUCAUCUUCCUUUCCGUCUACUUCAUAAUUACACUAUCAGAUUUGGAAUGUGACUACAUUAAUGCUAGAUCGUGCUGCUCAAAACUCAAUAAAUGGGUGGUGCCUGAAGUGAUUGGCCAUGCUGUUGUAACAGUAUUAAUGCUUAUUUCAUUGCACUGGUUCAUCUUUCUCCUUAAUUUGCCAGUAGCAACAUGGAAUAUAUAUAGGUACAUUAUGGUGCCAUGUGGAAACAUGGGCGUAUUUGACCCCACAGAGAUCCAUAACCGAGGACAACUGAAAUCACACAUGAAGGAAGCCAUGAUUAAACUAGGCUUUCAUCUGCUGUGUUUCUUCAUGUACCUUUACAGUAUGAUUCUGGCUUUGAUAAAUGAUUGAGAAGUUGAAAAAGAACCGUUAGCUGCCAAAUUGGGUCAUCACUCCAGUGACUGGUUGUGGAGCCACAGACACCUUCUGACCAUACCUAAAUCAGUGUCAUCGUGCAGUAUAUUUUACCUCUUUGGACAAGAAAUAUUUUUUUCUGUAUUUUUAACAUAAAAUAUUUUCAAAAGACA
This is a messenger RNA of Pezoporus flaviventris, 795 nucleotides long. RefSeq names its product cornichon family AMPA receptor auxiliary protein 4 (gene CNIH4). Gene Ontology annotation, biological process: endoplasmic reticulum to Golgi vesicle-mediated transport. The record is from RefSeq and is a predicted model, not a curated record. Gene Ontology annotation, cellular component: endoplasmic reticulum membrane; COPII-coated ER to Golgi transport vesicle. Bases 200 to 619 code for a protein of 139 amino acids. The transcript is spliced from 5 exons. NCBI's taxonomy places the organism in Eukaryota, Metazoa, Chordata, Aves, Psittaciformes, Psittacidae.